AUGGCCCACGACCUGGACAUCGUCGGUCCCCUGUCAAGAGCCUUUGUGCAGCAGCGCCCGGUGCCGGUUUCACCAGAUGAAGGCAGUUACUUUGACUUCUUCCGCCACGCCACCGUUCCCGGCACCUGUCAUCUGUUCCCCUCGAGCUUCUGGCAGGAAAAGGUCAUGCAGCUGGCCCACAGCGAGCCCGCUAUCUGGCACGCGACCGCAGCGUUGGGUGCUCUUCAUCAGAGGUCAGAAGUGGUCAUACAAUCCAUCGGGAGCCACGAGAUGGCGCUUCUCAACCAGGGUCUCGGGCAUUAUGGACAGGCCAUGGCUCUCGCAAAGGGCCUGGACUCCCCGACCAAGGUCGCGGUUCUGUCAUUAACCCUCGUCGCCAUCGCAGGCCUCCUCGAGAAGUGGCCAGAGAUGCACACGCACAUCAUGGCCUGCUUCAAAAUCGUCACGGAACACGAGGCGCAUACGCCGGGCUUCAAGGGUCUCCUUGGUUCGUUGAUGAGAUCGGAUCUGCAUGCGAUGACUUUCAAUGACUCACAGUCGCCUUAUCCGUACGAAGAAUCGUCAACCGUAUUUGCUGCCGGCCGGUUUCUCGCAUCCCCCCCGAUCGAGGGAAACUCUUAUGAGGAGCUUGCCUCGGAGCUGUUCGCCCUGGGGAGGGCAUGGUUUCUUUUAGAUGACGGGACUCUUUCGGCGAACGCCUUGUAUGGCCCUUGGAUGACGAAUCUCGAUGCUUUUCUUCGUCGCUUCGCUCUAUGGGAGGCUAAGAUGGGAGAUUAUGAAAAGACUCAUAGUAGUGAUAGUGAGCUGACGACGAGGCUAUCGCUUCGCCUCUAUCAUGUCACCUUCCGAACAGUUCUCCGGGGUACUUCGUUUGGCCCCGAGACCCGUUUCGAUUCACUACUGGGCUACUUUGAGUAUGCCGUGAGGCUCGUGAUCUGCCUUCGGCGGAAACUGGCGACUACAAACGUAAUAGGGCUGAGUCUGGAACCCGGGGUGAUCGUCCCCUUAUGGAUAGUGUGUCAACGUUGCAGGCACCCCUCUUUGCGACGAGCCGCUCUAAAACUUCUCGGCGAGGCGAACAGGGUGGAAGGCGUAUGGCCGAGCGAUGGGGCAGCGACAGUGAUGAAGGCUGUUGCAGCCUUGGAGGAAGAAUCCUUGGGCCCCGUCCACGUGAAGCCCUUUGCGCCGCCAGAUUCGGGUGCUUCGUUCUUACCCGAUGUUCCAUGGAUCGCCUGGUCCAAGCCUCAAUUCGAUAUGCCCACAACUCUAAGUUGGUCCAACAUACCUGUGAUACCAGAAACGAUGCGCGUGCGGGAUAUUCUGGGUUCAAAGCGAGUUGCGGACCGACAGGUCGAUCUACGCCUCUUGAUGAGCUCGGGCAAUGACGCCGAACCGUAUGGAAUGCCAGUGGAGCUGACUGUAAGUUAUUGA
Messenger RNA from Clonostachys rhizophaga, 1431 nucleotides. The record is from the annotation of a GenBank genome assembly. NCBI's taxonomy places the organism in Eukaryota, Fungi, Ascomycota, Sordariomycetes, Hypocreales, Bionectriaceae.